This is a messenger RNA of Fusarium keratoplasticum, 1923 nucleotides long. Its product is annotated as Class E vacuolar protein-sorting machinery protein HSE1. Bases 1 to 1923 code for a protein of 640 amino acids. Gene Ontology annotation, molecular function: ubiquitin binding; phosphatidylinositol binding. Lineage: Eukaryota; Fungi; Ascomycota; Sordariomycetes; Hypocreales; Nectriaceae. The transcript is spliced from 6 exons. Gene Ontology annotation, cellular component: ESCRT-0 complex. Gene Ontology annotation, biological process: protein transport to vacuole involved in ubiquitin-dependent protein catabolic process via the multivesicular body sorting pathway. The record is from RefSeq and is a predicted model, not a curated record.
AUGUUUCGAGCCUCAGCUGCAGGCCCUUACGACGAUGUCGUCAUCAAGGCGACUGACGAAAGCUUCACCUCUGAGGACUGGGGCGCUAUUAUCGAGGUCUGCGACAAGGUCUCUGGCGACCAAAACGGCCCUAAGGAGGCCGUCCAGAGCAUCAUCAGGCGCAUCGCGCAUCGCAACGCAAAUGUCCAGCUUUACACCCUCGAGCUCGCCCAUGCGCUUGCGCAAAACUGCGGUAAGAACAUGCACCGCGAACUGUCUAGCCGCGCCUUCACCGACGCCCUCCUCCGUCUCGCCAACGACCGUAACACGCACACACAAGUCAAAUCCAAGAUCAUCGAGCACAUGAAGAGCUGGUCCGAAAUGUUUAGCGAUGACCCCGAACUGGGCAUCAUGAGUGAGGCCUACCACCGUGUCACACGAAGCAACCCAAACCUCCAGCCCCCGAGUGCGCCCCAAAAGCAGGGUCUCACCGACCUGGAUCGCCAGAAGGAGGAGGAUGAGCUGCAGAUGGCACUCAAGCUGAGUCUACAGGAGGAGGAGCGCAAGAAGGUUGCCGCCGCCGGCCCAAGCACACAAGCCGGACCCAGUGCUCAGACAGAGAGUCCCGCCCCUCCCGUGCCCGCCGGCACCACAGCUGCCACCGUUAGCCGAGUGCGUGCCCUCUUCGACUUUGUGCCUUCGGAACCUGGUGAGCUCGAGUUCAAGAAGGGUGAUAUAAUUGCGGUUCUGGAAAGCGUUUACAAGGACUGGUGGAGGGGCUCUCUCAGAGGCAAGACGGGUAUCUUCCCACUCAACUAUGUUGAAAAGCUGGCCGACCCCACGCCGGACGAGUUGCAGCGCGAGGCUCAGAUGGAAUCAGAGGUGUUUGGCGAGAUCAAGAAUGUCGAGAAGCUGCUCACUUUGCUGAGCACCUCCAACACGGCACCCAGAGAUGAGGAUAAUGAGGAGAUUGGCAAGCUAUAUCACCAGACUCUCGCUAUUCGGCCAAAGCUUAUCAAGCUGAUCGAGAAGUACUCGCAGAGGAAGGAUGACUUCACACAACUGAACGAGAAGUUUAUCAAGGCGUGCCGAGAUUAUGAGGCUCUGCUCGAGUCUUCCAUGGCUCAUCCUCCUCAGCCUAACUAUCAGCAGUAUGCCAUGCGGCCAGGUCCACCAGGUCAAGGCUAUCCCCAGCCCGGCGGAUAUCCUCCUCAAGGAGCGCCUCCACAGGACCCAGCACGAUACUAUACUCCCGGACCAGGAGACCGCCCUCAGUAUCAGGCUUCAUCUCCUCCACCCAACUUCCAAAACCAGGGCCAGAACCCCCAAGCACCCUUCUAUGUAGCUGGAGCUGAAGUCCCUCCUGGCUCGCAGCACUUCCCCCCUAGAGACGAGGCUCCCGCUGGCGGCAAACAGCCUGCUCCCAUCAGCACCUCUCCCGCCCAGAACUACGCUCCCUACUCUCAUCCUCCCCAAGGCGCCAACCCCUAUGCUCAAGGCCCCGUAGGUGGUCGACCAGGCAGCACGUAUGGAGCUCAGGAGUUGGCAACAUCAGUUUACGACUCACCUAUUGCAACCAACAACCCAGCCUCGACAUACCCGGGCCCUGCAUACUCGCCUGAUGAGACAGCCGACAAUGCUACAGCACCACCAGGCCCCUAUACCUCCCAGCAACAGCAGCAACCUCAGUACCAAAGCUACAACCCUCAUGGCCAAGCACCCCCUGCUCCCACCGGUUCUGCCCCUCCCCCGCCUCAGAGCGUCAUGACGCCUCCUCCUCUGCAACCCGGAAACGCUGCUGCUUACGAUGCCCGCCAUGGUCUCCCUAGCCAGAGUGGUGGUGCUGGCGGCGGUCAGCCUCAGUACAAGCCCUAUGUUCCGCCUGGUGAUGGACCCUCUGCCCCAGCACCGGACAGCUAUUACCAGAGCGGUGGUGUGUACUAG